Coprinopsis cinerea okayama7#130 is the source of this 933-nucleotide messenger RNA. RefSeq lists its product as hypothetical. The record is from RefSeq and is a predicted model, not a curated record. NCBI's taxonomy places the organism in Eukaryota, Fungi, Basidiomycota, Agaricomycetes, Agaricales, Psathyrellaceae. The transcript has 4 exons. Bases 99 to 641 code for a protein of 180 amino acids.
GUUAACCGUUGACAAGUUGCAAAGCGAGUAGUAUAAAGCUCGUCCUUCACUUUCCUUUCAUCCACGUUCUUUCCUUUCUUCGAUACUCAAGGUCCAACAUGCGCGUCGUCCUCGCCACCUGCCUCGCCUACGCCGCCUCUGCGCUGGCCUACACCGUCCUUGUUCCUAACCAAUCCGAGGGCUGGACAGACCAUGGUCCUCAACCCUUCGUCUGGCACCGUGAUCACACUGACCGAGCCAACUUCACCGUCGUCCUCACCAACCCUAACAGGGACUUGAUGCCCUUUGACCAAGUUCUCGCUGCUUUGGUCGAUGGAAACCUCGGAAACACCACAUUGAAUCCGCCCAGUGCUGGUUGGCCCGCCCCUGGACCCAACUACCGCCUCAACAUCAUUGACAGCACUACCAACGAAACCGUCCUCGCUUCUUCCCCAGCCUUCGACAUCGAGCAUACUACCGUUUCUCGAUCUUCCACCAUUACCUACCCCACUACCGUUAUCAGGUACACCCAGACCGAGCACCCCAACGCUAUCCCAACCGAUGACACUUUGGGAGGCGACGAUAACGGCAGCGCUACCUCUUACAACGUUCCUGUUGCUUUGGCUGCCUUCGCCGCCGCCGUCCCUGCCCUCUUCCUCUAAAGGGUCGAGCAACGCGCGUGACCUUUUGGCUCGUAUUCUACUCUCUGGAGUCUGGACUGUAAUCACUGCGUAUUGGACCCUUCUAUCGCUCCAGGUUAUCUAUGCUUCCGCUCUGUCUUAUUAACUUGUCCUGUCGAUAUGGCACAUACUACGUUUUGGCAAUGGGUAUACCACUAGUUCCUUUGUUCACGGAUUUGUUCUGAGACGGUCUCUUGUUUGUUGUAAGUCAACUGUGUACAGUAACGCUCUUUAGUAUCCAACUCGCUGUAUUUCUGUUGUACCCUGGUCCUCG